ACCAAUCGCUUUCUGCUCCUCUCAGUCCCAGACUCCCAAAUCCCAACUCUUCCAUCUCUCUGAGGCAUCUCCCUAGCUAUGGCUUCCGAUUCCCCUGCCGCAAACGUCAACAACGGACCGUCCUCUCCCGAUGACUCCUACUCUAGCCCGAUUGGCAACACGUUGUCGUCCCCAGGUGAUGCCUCCGGGCGGCGGAGGCGGCGCCCAUCCUCUACACCCUCGGCAUUCUCCACCCCGUCGCCUCCUCGUUUCACCACAUCAGAUGCGAACCCAGCUCUAACCCCAACCCCAUCUUACCGCACGCGCCACGGAACUGGUGCUGGCCGUGGGCGAAGAGCUUCCUCGGCGACCCCAAUUGCCGCCACGCCCUCGUCCACUGACGACGCCCCGGCCUCCUCUGAGGGAGGAGACGGUUAUGAUGCUGAAGACGUGCGGCCAACCUACGUGUGGGGCACGAAUAUAAGCGUCGAAGACGUUAAUGAGGCGAUAUAUCGUUUCUUGAAGCAUUUCCGGGAGAGAUCGUCUCAGUCAGGGGAGGAUGCGCUGCUUAUAGAAGGGAAGUAUGAGACGGCGAUCAAAAGGGUUCUCGAAUUCGAGGGUGAUUCGCUUGAUGUCGAUGCACAUGAUGUGUUUGCCUAUGAUCCUGAUUUAUACACCAAGAUGGUCAGGUACCCGCUCGAGGUCCUUGCGAUUUUCGACAUUGUGUUGAUGAAUAUGGUGAGCCGAAUUGACCCCUUGUUCGAGAAGCACAUCCAAACUCGGAUUUUCAAUCUCAAGAGCUCAACAUCAAUGAGAAAUCUUAACCCGUCUGAUAUUGAGAGGAUGGUAUCAUUGAAGGGAAUGAUUAUUCGGUGUAGCUCGAUAAUUCCCGAGAUCAGGGAAGCGGUAUUUAGGUGUCUAGUGUGCGGAUACUAUUCUGAUCCUGUUGUCGUAAAUAGAGGGCAAAUUACUGAACCUACGCUAUGCUUGAAGGAAGAGUGUCAAGCAAGAAACUCCAUGUCACUGGUUCACAACCGAUGCAGGUUCGCUGAUAAGCAGAUUGUGAGGCUUCAGGAGACACCUGAUGAGAUCCCUGAUGGAGGAACACCUCACACAGUGAGCUUGUUGAUGCAUGACAAGCUGGUGGAUACUGGAAAGCCAGGUGACAGGGUUGAGGUCACUGGGAUUUACAGGGCUAUGACUGUCAGAGUUGGACCAACACAGAGGACUGUGAAAUCAUUAUUCAAGACUUACAUUGAUUGUCUCCAUAUAAAGAAAACGGACAAGUCAAGAAUGCUGACGGGGGAUCCCAAGGAAGCGGAGAAUCCCGUGGGUAGAAGCACUGAAGAUAUCACUUUUGAUGAAGAGAAGGUGAAACAAUUGAAAGAGCUGUCGAAAUUACCCGAUAUAUAUGAUAGACUAACCAGGUCGUUGGCACCAAACAUCUGGGAGCUCGACGACGUGAAAAAAGGUCUGCUUUGUCAGCUUUUUGGUGGAAAUGCUUUAAGUUUGCCAUCUGGUGCUAGCUUCCGUGGGGAUAUCAAUAUCCUUCUUGUCGGUGAUCCAGGAACCAGCAAGUCCCAGCUGCUCCAGUACAUACACAAGCUAUCACCCCGUGGCAUUUACACCAGUGGAAGAGGGAGCUCUGCUGUUGGCUUGACUGCUUAUGUUGCCAAAGAUCCUGAGACCGGGGAAACUGUUCUGGAGAGUGGAGCCUUAGUUUUGAGUGACAGAGGCAUAUGCUGUAUUGAUGAAUUUGACAAAAUGUCUGAGAAUGCAAGGAGUAUGUUACAUGAGGUUAUGGAACAACAAACUGUUUCAAUAGCAAAGGCAGGAAUUAUUGCUUCCCUCAAUGCUAGGACUUCCGUAUUGGCUUGUGCAAAUCCAAGUGGUUCGCGCUAUAAUCCUCGCUUGUCUGUGAUUGACAACAUACACCUUCCUCCUACCUUAUUGUCCAGGUUUGAUUUGAUUUACUUAAUUCUUGAUAAGGCUGAUGAGCAAACAGAUAGGCGCCUUGCCAAGCAUAUUGUUUCAUUACACUUUGAGAAUCCUGAGAGUGCAGUUCAGGAUGUCUUGGACCUUUCAACGUUAACUGCAUAUGUGAGCUAUGCUCGUAGGCACAUUCACCCACAGUUAUCUGAUGAAGCUGCUGAAGAGUUGACUCGAGGGUACGUUGAGAUGAGGAGGAGAGGAAAUUUCCCUGGAAGUAGCAAGAAGGUGAUAACGGCAACACCUAGGCAGAUUGAGAGUUUGAUACGCCUUAGUGAAGCCCUGGCUCGAAUUCGCUUCUCAGAAUGGGUUGAACAUCGUGAUGUAACUGAGGCAUUUCGGCUUCUGGAAGUUGCAAUGCAGCAGUCAGCAACAGAUCACUCUACUGGAACAAUUGACAUGGAUCUUAUCACUACCGGAGUUUCAGCAAGUGAAAGAAUGAGACGGGAGAGUCUAUUAUCAACUACUCGGAACAUAAUAAUGGAGAAGAUACAACUUGGUGGACCCUCAAUGCGCUUGUUGGAGUUGCUGGAAGAGCUGAAGAAGCAGAUCUCUGGUAGUGAAGUCCACCUUAAUGAUCUAAGGAAUGCAGUUUCGACCCUGGCAAGUGAGGGAUUCGUAGCUGUCCACGGUGACAGUGUGAAAAGAAUGUGAUGGUAGAGGAAGGAAACCAUGUGAAGAAAUGGAGGAGUCGACGAUUCUAGUGGUUGAUAAACUGACACUGCUGCACUGAAAAUGCUCCUUUGCCAGUUUUAUCAGCCUAAGUAUAUCCAAAUCCCACCUAUUUGGCUAAGAAUUGAGUUAUUUCUUUAAGAGUUUUCAAGAUCGGGGGGAUGCCAGCGGUGGUGCUUGUACUGCGAUGCAAAGCUAUUUUCUUUUUCUCUACACGUGAAAGCAGUCUCUGCGCAAGUCUCCCAUUUAACAUUUUAAAGUGAUGGUGUUACCAGGCAUUAAAUUAUUUGAAAAGUUAUUUAGUUACUAAUUA
Messenger RNA from Juglans regia (Persian walnut), 2953 nucleotides. RefSeq names its product DNA replication licensing factor MCM4. Bases 79 to 2622 code for a protein of 847 amino acids. Gene Ontology annotation, molecular function: ATP binding; single-stranded DNA binding; single-stranded DNA helicase activity. Gene Ontology annotation, cellular component: MCM complex; nucleus. Lineage: Eukaryota; Viridiplantae; Streptophyta; Magnoliopsida; Fagales; Juglandaceae. The record is from RefSeq and is a predicted model, not a curated record. The transcript has 18 exons. Gene Ontology annotation, biological process: DNA strand elongation involved in DNA replication; mitotic DNA replication initiation; double-strand break repair via break-induced replication.